ACAUCGAAAAAGCGAAAAAUCUUUUUAGACGCCGAUGACAACGACGAUUUUGAUGACGAUGAUUCCGGCUCUGAUUUUGAUGACGAUGAAGAUCCAGAUCAAAUAGAAGUGCCCGGUGGUGGUCGUGAUCUGAAUACUGCAGUUACCUACGCGCAAAAUAUACGCAGCGGCGUUGGCAUCAACGUUGCCCACAAGCAAACGAACAGCGGGCCAAGUGGCAGCAGGAAUAGCGCCAGCAGCAAUAUAAGCGAAGCAUUUCUCAAGCUGGGCAACAAUAGCAGCAUUAUUAACAACAACAACAUCAACAGCAGCAGCAACAACAACGUUAGCAGUAGUAUCAGCAGCAGCAACGUUAACAACAACAACAACGUUAUUAAAGUGAAUAGCAUUAGCAAGCCAAACUCCUUGCUGUUGAGCAAUAAUAUCAACAGCAGCAGCAACAACAAGAUUAUCAACAACAAUAGCAAUAGUAGUAGCAAUAGCAAUAAUAAUAUUGCCGUGUUGCGACCAACAAUUGUGACGCACACAGCAAAAUCAGCAAUUGCGGGCGGCAAAUUUACAGCGCUGCCAACAACAAUAACAACAAAAGUCGCUCUUACGGACAAGAGUUUAAACAACAUGCCAAAGAAAUUAACAACGGGAGCAGCGGCUGCCAGCGGCGCCAACAACACACGGAUCGGCACAAAUGGCGGCUACCCUGGCAGCAGCAGCAGCGUUGGAGGCAGUGGUGGCGGCGGCGGCGGUGGUGGCAGCGGCAACAACAGCGUUGCCGGCUUGAGUGCAGCCAGCGCCUAUUUGAACAGCGGCGCCGGCAACUACUUGAACAGCUUGAGCACAAACGAUCUGAUGAGCCUCGCCGCCUAUGUCGCCUCCAAAGGAUCCUCAACGAAUAGUAACAACAACCUGAACAGCAGCAGCAAUAGCAACAACCUGAACAACAACAGCACCAGUAGCUUUUUUAACAACAGCGGCGGCGCCUCAACUUCAGCCGCCUCUGCCGCCAAUUUCAAUAUGGCCGCGUCUUUAUUGGCGCAGAUGAGCUAUGCGGGCGGUGCCACGCCCAUGCGUACGCCUUUCAAGCCGCAGCCGGUGGGCAUGGCAGCCAGCGUUGCUGCCGGCGCCACAGCUAAGAGCAGCAGCGCCGUUGGCGGCGCAACGCCACAAGCGGCAGCUGCAGCCGCCGGCGGCGGUGGCGGCGGCGGCAUGAAGGUUAACACCAUGAUGCUGGAGAAGCUGCAGAAGCUGAUCUCGUUGAAUCCGGAGUACUUGACCAGUGGCAUACCCAAUCAUGUGAUGACGCAGCUGUUCAUGCAGCCAAUGCGGCUGCCGCAGCAGCAACAGCAACAGCAGCAGCAGCAGCAGUUGCAGCUGCAAAAUGCGGCUGUGGCAAAUGCAAAUGCGGCGACGGCAGCUGCGGCGGCUGUCUAUGUGCAGCAGGAGGAGGACGAGGUUGACUACGAGGAGAUGGGCGUGGCCGAGACAUAUGCCGACUAUUGGCCAGCCAAACUGAAGCUGGGCAAGAAGCAUCCGGAUGCGGUCGUGGAGACCGCCUCGCUGAGCUCCGUGGAGCCGUGCGAUGUCUACUACAAGCUGUCCAUACCCGCCGAAACCAUCAACAGCGGCCAGCUGAGCGCUCUGCAGCUGGAGUCCAUCACGUAUGCGUCGCAGGCGCACGACCACCUCCUGCCCGACAACAGUCGAGCGGGCUUCCUAAUUGGCGAUGGCGCCGGCGUGGGCAAGGGUCGCACCAUAGCCGGCAUCAUCUACGAGAACUAUCUGAAGGGGCGCAAGAAGGCCCUCUGGAUAUCCGUCUCCAAUGAUCUCAAAUACGAUGCGGAACGCGAUCUCAGCGACAUUGGAGCCACGCGCAUCGAGGUCCAUGCGCUCAAUAAGUUUAAGUACGCCAAGAUCAGCUCUGACGCGAACAACAAUUGCAAACGCGGCGUCAUCUUCAGCACUUACUCGGCGCUAAUUGGCGAGUCGAACAACAAGACGGGCAAAUACCGUUCGCGCUUCCGCCAGCUGCUGCAAUGGUGCGGCGAGGACUUUGAGGGUCUGAUCAUCUUUGACGAGUGUCACAAGGCCAAGAAUCUGUGUCCCGUCGGCUCGGGCAAACCCACCAAGACAGGCCAAACGGUGCUCGAGCUGCAGCAAAAGUUGCCCAAGGCGCGAGUUGUUUACGCAUCGGCAACAGGCGCCUCCGAGCCCAAGAACAUGGCCUACAUGGUGCGGCUAGGCCUGUGGGGUCAGGGCACAGCCUUUGCCACAUUCGGGGACUUCAUUACAGCCGUAGAGCGACGCGGUGUCGGCGCCAUGGAAAUCGUCGCCAUGGACAUGAAGCUGCGCGGCAUGUACAUUGCCCGUCAGCUGAGCUUCAAGGGAGUCAGCUUUAAGAUCGAGGAGGUGCCGCUCUCCAAGGAGUUCCGCAAGAUCUACGAUCAGAGCGUCGAGCUCUGGGUGGAGGCGAUGCAAAAGUUUACGGAAGCCGCCGAGCUGAUCGAUGCCGAGAGCCGCAUGAAGAAGACAAUGUGGGGCCAGUUCUGGUCAUCGCAUCAGCGCUUCUUCAAAUACCUCUGCAUUGCGGCCAAAGUCAACCAUGCGGUGCUCGUUGCCCGCGAAUCCAUCAAGUACGGCAAAUGCGUUGUCAUCGGCCUCCAGUCGACGGGCGAGGCCCGAACUCUCGACCAGCUCGAACGCGAUGACGGCGAACUAACCGAUUUUGUGUCCACAGCCAAAGGCGUCUUCCAGUCGUUUGUGGAGCGGCAUUUUCCAGCGCCCGAUCGCAAUCGAAUCAAUCGCAUUUUGGGUCUGUACGAUGAGGUGCCAGCGAUCAAGCAGGAGCCCCAUCAGACGCUCAACAACAACAGCAGCAACAACAACAACAACAACAACAGCAGCAGCAGCGUUGGCGGCGCCAGCAGCGGCAUUGGCGGCAGCAGCACCGCCAGCAGGAGCAAUCGCAGCAAGCGCAAGGGCAGCAGCUCGACGACGAGCGGCCGCAAGCUGAAGAAGAAGAAGCGCAGCGGAUCGUGGCAAUACAGCGACAGCGAUGAGGAGGCGGCGCACACGUCCAGCGGCGAUUUGGACAACAACAGCGACGAGGCGGCCGACAGCGACGAUGCCUACAAUGAGGGCAACGAGGACAACAAUGAUGACGACGACGACGACGACGAGAACCGCAACGAUGACGAUGACGACGAUGAGGACGAGGACGAGGACAAGCAUGAUAACGACAGCGACAGGCACAGCGUUGCGAGCGACUGCAGCUCCGAUUUCAAUCCGUUCUUCAUCAGCGGCAGCGACAGCGACGUGGAUCCCUGGGUGAAUGCGCGCAGCAAAAAGACCAGCGCCAAGAAGACCCAAAAGAAGGCCAAGAAGAAGAAGGGCAAGGAGGCGAAGUCCAUCAAGAAGGAGCCCAACACAGCCACGUCGACGAGCAGCAGCAACACCAACAACAACAACAACAACAGUAGCAAUAACAACAACAACAAUGCAGCCAUGUCGGCCACGGUUGUCGCCGCAUUGAAUGCGGCCAAGAGUCGCAAGCCGCAGCAGCUGUCCACGCAGGACAAGAUCCAGGAUCUGCUGCAAAAGAAACAGGAGCUGAAGGGCACGAUGACGCCGGUGGGCGUGAAUGGAGUGAAGCUCAACUAUGGCCCGCCGCCGAAGGAUGCCAUCGAACGGGCGUGCACCAUGAAGGAGGAGCUGCUGCGUAAGAUCGAACGUCUCGGCUCGCGACUGCCACCGAACACAUUGGAUCAGCUGAUCGAUGAGCUGGGCGGGCCGGAUAAUGUGGCCGAGAUGACGGGCAGGCGAGGUCGCGUUGUCCAAAGUGACGACGGCUCGAUCCAGUAUGAGUCGCGCACCGAAUCGGAUGUGCCGCUCGAGACGCUCAACAUAACGGAGAAGCAGCGCUUCAUGGACGGCCAAAAGGACGUGGCCAUCAUCUCGGAGGCCGCCUCCAGUGGCAUUUCGCUGCAAAGCGAUCGACGCGUCUUCAAUCAGCGACGGCGCGUUCAUAUCACAUUGGAGCUGCCGUGGUCCGCCGACCGGGCGAUCCAACAGUUUGGCCGCACGCAUCGCUCCAACCAGGUGAAUGCGCCCGAAUACAUCUUUCUCAUCUCGGACUUGGCCGGCGAGCGACGUUUCGCCUCGACGGUAGCCAAGCGACUGGAGUCGCUGGGCGCUCUAACGCACGGCGAUCGGCGUGCCACCGAGACGCGCGAUCUCUCCCAGUUCAACAUUGACAACAAGUACGGCCGGCAGGCUCUGGAGACGGUCAUGCGCACCAUAAUGGGCUAUGAGACGCCGCUGGUGCUGCCGCCCACCGACUACAACGGCGAGUUCUUCAAGGAUAUUGCCGGCGCCUUGGUCGGCGUUGGCAUCAUUGUCAACAGCGAGAGCCAUCCGGGCGUCCUUAGCCUCGACAAGGACUACAACAACAUAUCCAAGUUUCUCAAUCGCAUCCUCGGCUGCCCCGUGGACCUGCAGAAUCGUCUCUUCAAGUACUUCACGGACACCAUGUCGGCCAUCAUCAAUCAGGCCAAGCGUGGCGGCCGCUUCGAUCUGGGCAUUGUUGAUUUGGGCGCUGCCGGCGAGAACGUGACCCGUGUGCGUCUGAUGCGCUUCAUGCGCAAACAUGCCACAGGCGUGGCGCCCACAGAGCUGCACACGGUGCGCGUGGAACGCGGCAUGAUUUGGCAGGAGGCCAUUGACAAAUAUGCGGAUCUGUUCAAUGAGCACGAGGGCUUCUACACCUCGCAUCAGUUGCGCAAUCAGAAGCGCACUGCCAUCCUGGUGGUUGUCAUCGAGCAGCAGCCGGCGGCUCGCAACUCCGCGGAAGCUGACAGCAGUGGCAGCAGCAAGGCGCAAAAGAAGAAGUCGCGCAGCAAGAAGGAGAUCAUGUGCCAGAUCUAUCGGCCCAAUACUGGUUUGCAGGUGCGCCACGAAUCGCUCGCCGAGCUGGAGAAGAAGUAUCGCAAGGUGGCCAGCGAGGAGGCCGAACCGCAUUGGACGGAACAAUAUGAUGCUUCGGUGCAUACCUGCUCCCACGCCUACUGGAAUGGCAAUUGUCGCAAUGUCAGUCUGGGCAACGAUUGCGAGGUGGGUCUACGGCAGCGUCUCUAUCAUGUAUUGGCCGGAUCGGUGCUGUCCGUGUGGGGCCGGGUCGAACACAUAUUGAACACGCGCUCCAAUAGCAAAAUGCAGGUGAUACGCAUGAAGACAACGGAGGGCGAGAAAAUAGUCGGCACUAUGAUACCAAAGUCAUGCUUUGAGCCGCUCAUGAAUGAUUUGCGCAGCGACUCGGAGAAGCAGGAGGAGUUCAACUAUUAGAAUACACUUAACUUCCGCACUUUCACUCCACGCAUCCAAGUGUAAAACCCCAACCCAGGCGGAAAUCCACUUUGGACUCGUCGCACUUCAAAACAUUUCUAAGCCAAACCCAGAGAAAUGCAGAUAAACGCAAACAAUAGUUAGAAGAAGUUAGGAGAGUUAUCUAACUUCUGCUGCUGUUUUUCCCCCACUUCAUAAUUUACUUUCCUUAUGUUGAUGACAAAUUCUAUGUAAUUAGUUUUUAAACUUCGCAUCCUUACAUAAGUCAGUGUAUUUUAAGUAGAAAGUUGGGUCAAAAUUUUUUAAUUUUUGAAUUCUUUUUUUUUAUUUUUAUUUUUAUCACCCGCACACAACAGCAAAAAGGACAUGAAAAAGGAAACAGAAAAAGAUGUAGUGAAAAGAAAACAAAUGAAAACGCUUAUUAUAUGGACUUUUCUUAAUGAUUUAAAGAUUAAUUAAUUUAAUUAAAUUUAACAUUUAUAUGCUA
Messenger RNA from Drosophila hydei, 5821 nucleotides. It is a transcript of the gene sno, whose product is annotated as protein strawberry notch. Gene Ontology annotation, molecular function: histone binding; chromatin DNA binding. The transcript has 11 exons. Gene Ontology annotation, biological process: regulation of DNA-templated transcription. The record is from RefSeq and is a predicted model, not a curated record. Lineage: Eukaryota; Metazoa; Arthropoda; Insecta; Diptera; Drosophilidae. The annotation marks the transcript as partial. Gene Ontology annotation, cellular component: nucleus.